UCAGACCUGUCUCUUUCAUGACAGCAUGUUUUAUUAAACCAAAAACAUGUAAUUCUCAAUCUUUCUAUCCCAUCUAUUCCUAUAUAACUUCUUCCUCAACUCCUUUGCCAUGCAUAGAUUAUUCCUUACCAUCACUACAACCCAAAACACCAAUUGAAAUACUUACUGCUUCACAGGUAGGCUUGGGAAACUUGACGAGUCCGUUUCCAAUGGAGAUUAAUGGUGAUGAAAACACUUUCGAACUUGUUGUGAAACAAGGUGAGCCAAGUCUUGUAACUCCAGCAGAGGAGACACCGAAGGGUCUGUACUUCCUCUCCAACCUGGACCAGAACAUAGCGGUGAUUGUUCGCACGAUUUACAGCUUUAAAUCGGAGGAGAGAGGCAAUGAAGACGCGGUGGAAGUGAUCAAGGAUGCUUUGUCAAAGGUUCUCGUGCACUACUAUCAGCUCGCAGGGCGGCUGACGAUUAGUGCAGAGGGGAAGCUGAUAGUGGAUUGCAAUGGGGAAGGAGCUGUGUUUGUCGAGGCAGAAGCAAAUUGUAAGAUAGAGGAGAUUGGUGAUAACACAAAGCCUGAUCCUGUGACUCUUGGGAAGCUGGUUUAUGACAUUCCUGGUGCCAAAAACAUACUUGAAAUGCCUCCUCUGGUUGCUCAGGUGACUAAAUUCAAAUGUGGAGGCUUUGUUCUUGGGCUAUGCAUGAACCAUUGCAUGUUUGAUGGGCUUGGAGCUAUGGAAUUUGUGAACUCAUGGGGUGAAACUGCCAGAGGCCUACCUCUCAAUGUCCCUCCAUUCCUAGACAGAACCAUUCUCAAAGCUCGAAACCCGCCAAAGAUUGAAUUCCAACACCACGAAUUCGCUGAGAUCGAAGACAUAUCCAACACUGCUGAUCUCUACAAACAAGAAAUGCUCUACAGGUCCUUCUGUUUCGACCCCGACAAGCUUGAACAACUCAAGAACAAAACAAUGAAAGAAGGAGCUUUAAAAAAGUGCACUACAUUUGAAGCCCUUUCUGGUUUCGUCUGGAGGGCUCGGACCCAAGCGCUGAAUCUGAAGCCUGAUCAACAGACAAAGCUCCUCUUUGCUGUCGAUGGGCGGUCCAGAUUCAACCCACCAUUACCAGAAGGGUACUCUGGAAAUGGCAUUGUAUUAACCAAUUCAAUGUGCAGUGCAGGGGAGCUAGUGGAGAAGCCACUGUCCUCUGCUGUGGCACUGGUACAAGAGGCAGUUAAGUUAGUUACAGACAGUUAUAUGAGAUCAGCCAUUGAUUAUUUUGAAGCAACAAGAGCUAGGCCUUCACUGACUGCAACACUUCUGAUCACUACAUGGUCUAGGCUGUCUUUUCACACUACAGAUUUUGGAUGGGGUGAGCCAGUGUUAUCUGGGCCAGUGGCUUUGCCUGAGAAGGAAGUGAUUUUGUUCCUUUCCCAUGGAAAAGAGAGGAAAAGCAUCAAUGUGCUUCUUGGCUUGCCUGCUCCUGCUAUGAAAAUCUUUCAAGACCUCAUGCAAAUCUAGAAAUUAGAAGACAGAUGCUGGUAUUAAUAAAAAAAGAACAGAAAAAUGCUACAUAUAUAUAAUCAGAUUUCUUAUUCAAUUUUAUUAUCAUUAGACACAAAGACGGGGGUUUUCAUAGAUGCGAGAUCCUCUGUCUCGAAAUUCCUUUAUUUCCUUUGUUCCAGUGCACUCUUAACCAUUAAAUCGUAACUCGAGAUUUCUAUAUGAUUUAAUGAUUGAGAGUAUACUAAGACCGGGGACACAGAUUUGGAGGCAAAUCAUCAUUGGUCGUUUCCAUGUUAUUCACUUGUCUGAUCCAACUACCAUUGUGUGUAGUGAUAAGAAAAUUAAGUAGAAAAUCUUAUUAUGUAUGGCACUACUAAAGAAGGAAUUAUUCUGGUUAUUUUAUUUUAUCUUUUUAUUUUGUGAUUAUUAUGUUUAAUUUGUUUCUAUAUAUACAUAUUAUUUGAAUGCCAAUUCCAAUCCAACAGAGGAGGAAGAAAGUAUGUGUAGAACAA
This is a messenger RNA of Camellia sinensis, 2008 nucleotides long. The record is from RefSeq and is a predicted model, not a curated record. Lineage: Eukaryota; Viridiplantae; Streptophyta; Magnoliopsida; Ericales; Theaceae.